GAGUAGAGACAAACAACAUAAUAGCAACUCUGAACUCUUGUGUUGAGGCCCAGGAAUGGAUAACAAUGAGGAAAUCCCAUCCAUGCCUGCAACGCCAGGCACUCCUGGUGCACCUCUUUUUGGCGGUUUGAACAAUGGGAAUAGCAAUAAUCAUAAACAUAAGAAAAAGUCACUCCUCAAGAGUUGUAAGUGCUUCAGCGUGGAAGAAUGGAGCAUAGAAGAUGGAGCAUUACCAGCAGUGUCAUGCUCAUUGCCACUGCCACCUCCUCCUGUCUCUCUUGCAAGAAAGGUUGGAGCUGAGUUCGUCGGAACCUUCAUUCUCAUGUUUGCUGGCACUGCCACUGCUAUUGUCAAUCAAAAGACACAAGGCUCUGAAACCCUCAUUGGGUGUGCUUCCUCCACUGGUCUCGCUGUCAUGAUCGUCAUCCUCGCCACCGGCCACAUUUCCGGCGCUCAUCUCAACCCUGCUGUCACCAUUUCCUUUGCUGCAUUAAAGCACUUCCCAUGGAAGCAUGUGCCUGUGUAUAUUGGUGCACAAGUUUUUGCUUCUACAUGUGCUGCAUUUGCUCUCAAAGGGGUUUUUCAUCCUUUCAUGGACGGUGGAGUCACCGUUCCUUCCGGAGGAUAUGGUCAAGCUUUUGCUUUAGAGUUCAUCAUCGGCUUCAAUCUCAUGUUCGUUGUAACUGCUGUCGCCACCGACACUAGAGCUGUGGGAGAACUCGCAGGAAUCGCGGUGGGAGCGACUGUAAUGCUCAAUAUUCUCAUAGCAGGGCCAGUAACAGGAGGGUCAAUGAACCCAGUAAGAACAUUAGGGCCAGCUAUUGCCGCAAACAACUACAAAGGCAUAUGGAUCUAUCUCAUAGCUCCCAUCCUUGGAGCUUUAGGUGGGGCAGGCACUUACACUGCUGUCAAACUGCCUCAAGAAGAUGAUAACGCCAAGGCAAGGGCUUCCAUCAGCUUCAGAAGGUGACUCCACUUGUCCCAAUGUCAUCCCUUAUCACCCCAAGACCACCUAAUAAAACAUCUUAGACUCUACAACAUGAUCCAAUCUUUCUGCUUUGAUGGUAUAAAUAUUGUAGAAACAAGCAAACAAAAGUGAGAACCGUUUGGUAUGUGCACAUACUAGAGAUACAAAAUGUGUGCUCAGGUGACCUUGUGUAUCUAUCAUAUCAUAUUCAGG
This is a messenger RNA of Abrus precatorius (Indian licorice), 1180 nucleotides long. Its product is annotated as aquaporin NIP6-1-like. The record is from RefSeq and is a predicted model, not a curated record. Gene Ontology annotation, cellular component: membrane. NCBI's taxonomy places the organism in Eukaryota, Viridiplantae, Streptophyta, Magnoliopsida, Fabales, Fabaceae. The transcript is spliced from 4 exons. The coding region runs from base 56 to 970 and encodes 304 amino acids. Gene Ontology annotation, biological process: transmembrane transport. Gene Ontology annotation, molecular function: channel activity.